Molecule: messenger RNA, 2763 nt
Organism: Heterostelium album PN500
Lineage: Eukaryota; Evosea; Eumycetozoa; Acytosteliales; Acytosteliaceae
Product: WD40-like domain-containing protein
Exons: 8
Coding region: 1-2763 (920 amino acids)
Cellular component (GO): nucleus; cytoplasm
Source: RefSeq, a predicted model, not a curated record
AUGGCAUUCUUUAAAAGAUUAUCUAGUUUUUUAUAUGGAGGUGCAAAUUCCUCACCAGAGACUCUCGUUGAAUACACUGGUUUGUUCUAUCAUUACUCGCGUGGUCAAUGGAGUUGUUUAUUCAAUGAAUGUGAAAUUGCAAUACUAAAGAAACCAGAUGUAAAUAAAUAUUCCUAUUGUGUUCAGGUGACUCGUAUCAUUGAGGAUGAGAGUCAGGCUGUGGCGGCAGACGAUGACGACGAACCAAACAGCUAUGAAUUCCCGAUUACCGUGGGAUUAGAGUUGUAUCGUGAGGAGGGUCCGCUCAAUGGCCCUGCUCUAUCGUGGCGUGGAACACAGACUCGUUUCAUGUUUGAGUUUGACCAGCAGAAUGACGAGCAAGCCGAGCAAAACGUUGAGAAACUACAGCAGUUGCUCUGCCAAUGCAUCUACGAGUCAAAGUUCCAACAGCACCACUCGAAUGCCGAGGCAUCGGAAGUCAACAGCUACUGCCGUAACGAGAGGACAGAGACAAUGCAGAAACUCGAAACUAAAGUAAAGACUGUACAGCCAACUGGUAGACAACAAGUAACAACCACAACUACCACCAGCAACACUCCAACAUCACCAGAACAACCAACAUCUAUAUACCCACAGGAGGGUGGAGAGGAAGUAGAGGUCGAACCAACCAAACUCAAUUUCGAGAAUAUUCGAUCUGCUUUGCCAACCGGUGAAGAACUAUUCCGUAGUCAUUGUUCACUCUAUCUUGAAACAGGUUCACAAUUCAACCUACAAGAUGCAGAUGUAUUUGUUUUAAUGAAUAAGACACGUACUACUCCUGUAAUUGAAUUUACUAAUAUCCCAUCAAAUCAUCUAAAUUACAAUGAUAUAGUCACAUUCUUUAUUGUUAAAAAUGAUAAAGUUAUUAUUUCACAAAUUAUCAACUCUGAUAUGUAUCCACAUUUCUUUAACGAGCAAAUAUCAUUCAUUUGGUUCUCUGGAAUUGGAAAUAACUAUACACGUUGGAGUAUAAGAUUCGACUCUGACAAAGAUUUUGAAUCAUUCAGAGAUAAAUUCACUGUUUUACAUUAUGAAGCAUCACAUCAAACUAAAUUUAAAGGAAAGAAAGAUGAUGUUUCAUAUUUAGCACGUGCACUGACAGAUGAUUAUGAAGAUCCAAAUAUUAUUUUCGAUACAGACGAUGGAUUUACAACAAAGGAUUUAGAGGAUUUCAGUGAUAUGAAGAUUUCAUCCUCUCAAGAGUUCACCGCACAAGAGCAUGACCAAUUGAGAAAAUUGGAAGCUGAAAUCGAGCGUCAGAAUGAAAGUGAUAUCGUCAGUGUCCAAAGUGAUGAUUUGGAUGAGGAAGACGAAGAUUCAAACGAAGUAGAGGAUGAAGAGCACGAGGAAGAUGAGGAAGAGGAAGAGGAAGAAGAGUCUGAAGGUGAACCAGGCAAAUUUGUAAAAAGACCAGACAAUGUAGUUUAUCAUGAACAAGAUGAGCAUGAAGGUGAUAAUGAAGAGGAAGAAGAUGAGGAGGAAGAUGAAGAUGAAGAAGAGGAAGAAGAAGAUCAAUCAGAUGACGAGCAAUCCGAAGCUGAUAUAGUUCAUCAAAAAUACAUAUCAACAAGAACACCAGUAAAGAAACCACCUCCAGCCAUUGUAGAGAGUGAGAGCGAGGAUGAAGAUGAAGAUGAAGAAGAGGAUUCAGAUGAGAGUGAAGAGGAAGAUGAAGUUCAAGGUGUUAAAAUGGAACAAGGUGGAAGUGGAGCAAAGAACAGUGAGCUCCUAGUAGGCUACAAAGAUAGAUCAUAUGUAGUUCGUGGCUCUAACAUUGGUGUAUUCAAUACUGGUGAGAAUGAUGUUCAGUUUAACUCUAUCAUUAAGGGUAUUUCUGAUAAGAACGGUCAGACUUUCUCACCAAAGAGACUGAUGCUGCAAAACCAAGAUUCAUCACUCUUGAUGCUCAACCCAACUUCAAAGAACAAAGUAUUUAAAAUGGAUCUAAACAGACCUGAUAUUGUACAAGAAUGGGAUUUGAAUUGGAAGAAUCAAAAUACAGUUGCCACUCAGAUCCUACCACAAAACAAGUUUGAUGAAACAACCAAUAGAGAAACAUUCGUUGGUAUGAAUGGAAACAAUUUGUUCUUGGUUGAUCCACGUCAAGGAAAAGAUAAGAUCACACAAAAAUUCUAUGGUGGUUCCAAUCCAAGCUCUAUUAAUACAUGUGGUGCCACCUCUGACCAAGGACACAUCGCACUCGGUACAAACAAAGGUGAAAUCAAGUUGUUCACAAAGACUCAGUUUGACACCAAGAAGAGAUCAUCCACUGCUGAAGAUCCACUCGGUAAGAUCCUUCGUUCGAGAACUACUCUACCUGGUAUUGGUGAUCCAAUCAUUGGUAUCGAUACAACUCAAGAUGGUAAAUGGGUAGUUGCAACCUGCAAACAAUAUCUAUUGAUCGUACCAGCUGAAACCAAAGAAGGAUUGAAUGGUUUUGAAGAUAGAUUAGGUGCUAAGAAGCCAACACCAAAGAGACUGCUAUUGAAACCAAACGAUUUGAAGAGAUUAGGUGGUAGAGUUUCAUUUACACCAGCCAAGUUUAACAUUGCACCUGGUGAUCAAUCCGAAACAUCGAUUGUAACAUCCUCCGACAUCUAUCAAAUGCAAGAGUUCAACACUGAGAUUAUUGCAGAUCAAUUCAAGUUUAAUCGUGACAACUCAAUCAUCGUUACUCUACCAAACGAUGUUUGUAUGUCAAAGAAAGUUUAUAAACCACAAUAA